UUUUCAUGAAGCCCGCUGUCAGUGUGCGCUGUAAAACAAAAUGGAUAAUGUUUGAGAGCGGUGCUUUCGAGUGAAAAAAGUGAAAAAUAUUGUGCAAAAUCUUAGUUAUUUCAACGAAAAAAGUGGUUGUAACUGCUCUUCUGUGUAUAGUUGAGUUUUUUGCGGUAAAAUUUUUCUCGAAAAGGUGUAAUUAAAGAUUCCACGGUCGGAAAAGAGUAAUGUCUUGGCCAAACAGUUGGCAAGUACAACCGGGCUAUGCAGGAUACUCAACGGCGGCUCCGCCACCGACGAUGGGGCCAGCCGCUGUUGCUGCUAGUCCUGCAGGAUAUUCUACUAUGACACCGGAGCAAUACGCCCAAUGGCAACAGUGGCAGCAAUAUCAGCAGCAAUACGCCCAAUGGCAUGCCCAGUACGGCGAGCAGUACGCUCGUCAAAUGGGUAAACCGCUGCCGGCAGUGCCGGCUCCGAUGCCCUUACAACAUAUGGGUAUUGCCACCAAUGUUCCUCCGCCGGUCGCCGUGGCUACUCAGCCAGUCCCGGUACCGGUAAUGCCGCCGACCGUUGCUGUUCAAGCUGUAAUUCCUACUGCUGCUGUCAUGGCUCCGCCUAUGCCGACCAGCGUAGCACCUCCUCCACCGCCGGAACCUCACCCCGAUAGCAUCGCUGCCAAUGCUCCCGCUCCUCCACCACCGGAGGCGGAUGAUUCCGAACAGAAUCAGAAAACGGCCGAAGAGCUCGCCUUCGACGAGCAGUUCCGCAAGUGGGAGGAAGAGUUCAACAACUGGAAGCGCAAGAAUGCUAACCACCCGGACAAGAAUGCCUACCGGGAAUACGAAAAAAAGUUUGUUGAAUGUCGGAAAAAGCUACUGGAAAGGCGUGAGCAGUUGCGUAACAAGAGACUGGCGGAACAGGCAGCAUCUGCGCAAGCAUCCUCUCUAGGGGGCUACCAAUAUAACCAACCGCCGCCACCGCCACCACCGGAGGAAGAACCCGGAAUGGAUGUCGGAUUGUUUAAGAAUGCGCUGGGUGGAGGCGGCGCUAUCGGAGGUGGAAUCCCUGGUUUGGAUUUAAUCAACGAGGAUAAGUCGGUGAAACAAAACGACGAUGAAGUGAUGGAAGUCAUUAAUCUUGAUGAUGAAAAUGAAGAAAAACCCAAUGUGCAGGAGCUGAAUGAGAAACAAGACAUUGCGAAGCUACCUAAUGCUAAUCCGGUUAACGCUUUGGCAUCGUUGUUGAAGGAUCCCAAAGUGAGUGCAUUGUUGAACGUAAUUUCUGGAUCUAGCAAUGGUCAAGGCGUGAAUUUGGCAAGUCUCGGCAGUCAUGAACUGUUACAGCAAAUCCAGAGUGCAGCUGGAGCCGUCAUCAAUGCAAACCAAAAUGGCAAUUCUGGUCAAGCCUCGAUCAAUCAAGUCAAAAUGCGGGACCCCGGAGCUCACACUCCCUUAUCGGAUGAUCGAAGCCGUACGUCCUUCCAUGACGAUCGUCGGUCGGUUGUUUCAAUGGAUGACCGCAGUCGCGAUUUCGAUGAUUUCAAUCGAGGUCAACCACCGACAAAGCGCAAUUGCAAUGAGUACCACCAAGGUCCUCCACCAAAUCGUGGCAGUGGUUUCGGCUUCGACGCAAGUGUUCCACCUCCUCUACUGGACAUUGAUCUUAGCCGACCUCCACCUCAAUUUGGAUCUCAACCCGUAGCGAGGCCCAUCCGGUCGGAUCAGCCUUCUCCAGCCCUGAGCAGCUCUUCCUCUACCGGUCGGCAACGUCAACCCCGUCAGCAACGUCAGUGGGUUGGAGAUAACCGUGAUAUCAAACAGGAACCCAAUUUAGAUCGGGAACCAAUUAGAAAUGAUUUCAGAAAUCCCCCUCCGAUAAAGGAUGAACCGUUUAACGGUUUGAAUUGUCCUCCACCGGAUGAAAAUAUGGACUACUACGACGGUCAUCAGAACGAGCUGCAAAUUGAUCCUGAGCUCGGUACACCAUGUGCGGUUCCUAAGCCGGAAUGGAUGGAGGAAGAGGAGUAUGAAAAUAUUUACGACCGUUUCGAGCACAUCGAAGUAUUCGAGGAGCGUAAGUUCAAGAUGGAGCUAGCCAUCAAAAUGCUCAAGGAGAAGAAGGACAAGGAACGUGAAAUAGCCGCCUCCAAAAAUCAGCCGUCUAGGUUCGGAGAUAAUAGAAAUGCCAACAGCGGUGGUGGCGGCAGCCGUUGGCAGGGAGGAAUGCCAAAGCCCCUCAAAGAGGAACCAGGUCAAAAACGAGUAAAUCCAUUUGCAAACGAUGAUGACUACUUCCGCCCGAAGCAAGUGAUUGACUAUUCCAACGGGACGCCGCGGGUUUUCGAUUACGGCCACAGCAGCAGUGGUCCAGUUGCGAAAGAUGUCGACUCCAGGGUGGAUGAUAGGAACGACUGGCGCAGUGGUCCGAGUGGUGCAAAGGAUGUCGAUCUGCGAGGGAUGGGUGAUAGGAACGAUUGGCGUAGUGACAAUAACCGUGGCGAUCGAGACGAACGACAACCCUUCCACAGUGGAGCUCGUGGGGGCAGAGGACGUUUCUCAAACGAUGACUUCCAGCAGCCGCCGCCGCCGGCGCCACAGCGAUUCGACUACAACCACGCACCACCAUCGUUGGGAGCAAUUGAGGUGCCCCCGUUCAUGCCCGAUCGGCCGCCGCCAAAUUAUACCGUUAAUUCAACCAGCCGCUUAGCUGCUAUGCAUGACAACCCACAUCCUGACGAGAGUAAUCCUAACUAUCCAAGCAAAUUCAUCCUGAUGAAUGAUAAUCGCCCGAAUCGUCCCAGCACGAAACGUGGCAAGCGAGCUUCCUCUAUCCGGAAGCAGAAACUGCGGGAACAGCAGGACGAACCUUUCAAUAGCAGUGACCAUGGCGAUAUCGAUGAUAGGCAACUCAUUCCACCGGCAUUUGUCGGCAAUAGUGGACCAGUUGUUCAGCGUCCGAGUGACUAUGACCUGGACAUGAAACGUGGAUCUGAAGAGAGUGAAGAUAGCAAGUCUCCUUACUAUUUGACUCCAGGUCCAAUCGUAAAUAUCGAUGAUUUGCUGCUGCCGCCGGGUCGGUUUAGGAGAUCGCAGAGGAUUUGCUUCAUAAUGCGGGGAAUUCCUGGCAGUGGCAAAUCGUACCUUGCUCGCAUGAUCAAGGAUUGUGAGAUGAAGCAUGGCGGGCAAGCUCCGCGGGUUCUGAGUAUCGACGAUUACUUCCUGGUGGAGAAGGAGGAACGUGAACCUGAUCCGGUGACGGGGCGCCCGGUCCUGAUUACAAAGUCCGAGUACGAGUUCGACGCCGACAUGGAGGAGGAGUACAUGAAGAAUCUAAUUAAGGCAUUUAAACGCGCCAUCACCGAGAGGCUGUACAACUUUAUUAUCGUCGAUUGUGUGAACGAACGGCUGGAGCACUAUAAUGAAUUCCACAAUUUUGGCCGGAGCAAUGGAUUCAAGGUCUAUACCUGCACGCUACAAACCGAGCUGGACAUGUGCAUCGAACAGAACAUUCACAAACGUACCGUUGACGACAUUCGAGCGUAUGCCAAUCGAUGGGCCUUAUGUCCGAACGAUCAUGCACAAAUCAAUGCCAGUUCGCUGUUCAAUCCGGAAGAGACCGAACCACCGCAGCCUACCGAUAUGGAUCUCUGCACGGAAGAGGACGAUGAACACCUGCUGGGGCAGACCGCCGUCGUCGAUCAAGCACCGGUGGAAGAGGAAGCCAAGGAGGCACCGCAAGAUGUGGAAGACGAUUCUAAUAUCGAUGGUCCAGAGCUUGGAUUUUUCACCAGUAAAUGGGACGCCGAAGCAAGCGAGCAGAACCUAGCCCGCUUGGAUGGUAUCAGCAAACCGCCACGCCGUCCGCCGACGAUAGAGGACUUCCUGCAGCAGGAGGGAGACGACCUGGACGAUGCCAGGCCGAGCGGGUCAUCAUCCGGAAAGAAGCGCGUACGCUGGGCAGACAUCGAAGAGCGCAAGGCACAGCACAAGAUGCGUGAGAUGGGGUUCGUGGUUGGCGUUACUGAUUGGUCCCGCAUGAUGGAUCCAACUGGAGGCAGCAGAGCACUCACAAAAACCAAGUACAUUGCACGAGUGCGCCGAGACUGAGAUGCAACACACGACGGACCCUAAGCCGAGGUUGUACGCGCUCUGGUCCGGAAGCGAUCGCGCAUUGGCUUCGCUAGGUGAGUAGAGUAUAGAGAAGCAUCACUCGUGGUUUUUCUUACUAGGACAGCUUUGGAGGGCAAUUGAACUAUCUAGAAACCGUUAUGAUUCCUUUUCGAAUAAGACUAGAGGGCAAAAUUCAUUGAUACGCACGAGAUUUCCGAGAGUAUGAGAUUAUCCAUCUAGAUUAGGGCAAAUGUGAAGUAAUCCCGGAUUAACUGUAUCAUAUUCAAAUUACAAGACACACUUUGGAGUACUAUUGAAAAUUUAGACAUCCAUCUCUACUACAACAUUGUAGAUAAAAAAACAAUGAAAGUUCUUCAAAAAAGUUCAAGAUCUACUACUACAACAGUCAUACUCUAUAAGCGUAAAUGGAAUGUUCUGAUGGUAGACGCAACAGGGAGAGACGAUCGAGCAAACUUUUCCUACCCGCAGGAUGUAGGAAAACAUAACAUUUUAUGGUAAUUAUAGUACUGGUAUUAUCAAA
Molecule: messenger RNA, 4641 nt
Organism: Ochlerotatus camptorhynchus
Lineage: Eukaryota; Metazoa; Arthropoda; Insecta; Diptera; Culicidae
Gene: ZAP3
Product: ZAP3
Exons: 8
Coding region: 219-4097 (1292 amino acids)
Biological process (GO): regulation of telomere maintenance
Cellular component (GO): nucleus
Source: RefSeq, a predicted model, not a curated record